UUAAUAUUUUUUUGCAUAUAUAUAAUUUACAAGAAAUAUUUGCGAUUACAGAAGCUUUCGUUUCGAACAAUCUGUUUCAUCUCUAUUAUAAUAACGAAAUUUAAAACAAUCCAAGUUUAUAUAGCAAAUUAUAUAGGCUUUAUAAAGGCAAUUAAAAAGGAUUUUAUAAUAUAAUUCUUUACAAAUGGGUAUUUUGCGUCAGCUAUUGUUUGGUAAAUAUCUGUUAAUUACCAAUACCGUGAGCUGCGGUUUAAUGAUGGCAACAGGGGAUGUAAUCCAGCAGCACAGUAAAUAUUGGAAGAAAUAUUCUCAGAAAUAUUUUCCGACUAGAGUUAUGGCAGCAUCGCCGGAGGACGAAAAGACAGCAAUUUCCAACGCGCCUAAGCACGAUUACACGAGAACAAGGAAUAUGACAGUGGUCGGACUGCUUCAAGGCCCGUUUCACCAUUGGUUUUACAUGAUUUUAGACAGAGUUUUGCCGGGUAAAAACGCAAAAUCGGUAGUUAAGAAAACGCUUCUCGAUCAAUCGAUCGCGAGUCCUACGUGCCUGGCAAUUUUUUUCGUUGGCCUCGGAAUAAUGGAGCAUCGCAAAGUGGAGGAGAUCUGCAAGGAACUGAAUUUGAAGUUUUACAAUACAUGGAAAAUUGAUUGUUGUUUUUGGCCACCUACACAAUGCAUCAACUUCCUCUUUGUGCCCUUGCAAUAUCGAGUACUUUACAUCAAUGCUAUGACGAUGGUCUAUGAUAUUUUUUUAUCUUACAUGAAAUAUGAGGCUCAUUGUGAGUGAUAAGAAAUCUCAUGACUAGACUGAAUAAAGAAAGUAACUGCACAAAUAAUAGCUGCGAAGCAUGUAUUAUAUAUGUGUUUAUUGUUACUAAUUAUACACAAUAUAUGCAAUAAAACUCUAUUAAAAGUUUCCA
Molecule: messenger RNA, 920 nt
Organism: Camponotus floridanus (Florida carpenter ant)
Lineage: Eukaryota; Metazoa; Arthropoda; Insecta; Hymenoptera; Formicidae
Product: mpv17-like protein 2
Exons: 4
Coding region: 185-787 (200 amino acids)
Biological process (GO): mitochondrial ribosome assembly
Cellular component (GO): cytoplasm; membrane
Source: RefSeq, a predicted model, not a curated record